UUAUACUUUCCAGGAGCACAAGCUAUCUUCACUGGGGACACCUUGUUUAGCUUGUCAUGUGGUAAACUAUUUGAAGAUGCUUGCUUCUCUACAAAGGAUCGUUUCUUUACCAGAUGACACGAGCAUAUACUGUGGUCAUGAAUAUACACUGAGUAAUUCAAAGUUUGCCUUGUCUAUAGAGCCAAACAACGAAGCACUCCAGUCUUAUGCAGCUCAUGUUGCAGAACUCCGUCAAAAGAAACUACCUACGAUUCCGACAACAGUGAAAAUGGAGAAAGCUUGUAACCCAUUCCUCCGAAGUUCGAAUACAGAUAUUCGUCGGGCGUUAGGCAUUUCAGAGACUGCAGAUGAUGCAGAAGCUUUAGGAGUUAUCCGGAAAGCAAAGGAUAAUUUCAAAGGAUAAAUUACUUUUGAUGUAAACCUUUUACAGUAUUUUGGUACUCACCACAAUUAGUUUUUUUUUUCUUUAGAUUCUUCUCCAAAAUUUAUGAAUACAUAUAAAAAAUAAUUACCUUUUUAUGUUUCUUAUCUGUGACAUUUUAUGCUAAUUAGAAUAUUAGCUCUGCUUUACAACA
This is a messenger RNA of Raphanus sativus (radish), 575 nucleotides long. Its product is annotated as probable hydroxyacylglutathione hydrolase 2, chloroplastic. Gene Ontology annotation, molecular function: hydroxyacylglutathione hydrolase activity. The transcript is spliced from 4 exons. NCBI's taxonomy places the organism in Eukaryota, Viridiplantae, Streptophyta, Magnoliopsida, Brassicales, Brassicaceae. The coding region runs from base 77 to 403 and encodes 108 amino acids. The record is from RefSeq and is a predicted model, not a curated record.